Messenger RNA from Colletotrichum costaricense, 480 nucleotides. RefSeq lists its product as uncharacterized. NCBI's taxonomy places the organism in Eukaryota, Fungi, Ascomycota, Sordariomycetes, Glomerellales, Glomerellaceae. The record is from RefSeq and is a predicted model, not a curated record. The transcript has a single exon. Bases 1 to 480 code for a protein of 159 amino acids.
AUGUGGUUCGUGUCAUGCAAAAAAUGUUGGCCCAGACCUUUCCCUACACUAGUUCGUCUGAUGUCUCUCCUAGCACGUGUACAUCUCAGACCACCUUCGACAAAUCUCUCAAUUACUUUCGUCAUGAGCUGUUUAGAGUUAACUGGUAAGCACCGCGGCACCGCAAACUACUCUGUGCGUUGCAUAAGUUUGCUAGACAGAAAAUCUCUCAGUCAAGUUACACCAUGUCCGUUGGGGGCCUAUAUGCCGCCCUCUAAGAUAUCUUCCAGGUGGGCCUCCGAGAUUGCGAAAUCAACAUGGUUGAACUCGCCCCGGUUACAUCCCGCCGGUACAGAGUUGAGCCAAGGUGUCACUUUGCCCCUCUCUGCCUUCUUCGCUAAGUUCGCUUCGACAGGUCUCCAUUUCUCUGUCACGAUUUCCUAUUGCAAUCCGCACUGUCCCCCAACGCUUCGACUGCUUUCCCCCGAUGAACCCGGUUGA